Messenger RNA from Impatiens glandulifera, 1937 nucleotides. Its product is annotated as E3 ubiquitin protein ligase DRIP2-like. The transcript has 7 exons. NCBI's taxonomy places the organism in Eukaryota, Viridiplantae, Streptophyta, Magnoliopsida, Ericales, Balsaminaceae. Bases 337 to 1620 code for a protein of 427 amino acids. Gene Ontology annotation, molecular function: ubiquitin-protein transferase activity. The record is from RefSeq and is a predicted model, not a curated record.
AACCUGCGACUGUGGCUCCCAUUCAUGCUUUCUCUCUCGUUGAACCUUCCCCCUUUCCACCGAUCAACCCAAUACUCCUCCGUUUGCAUAGAUCCGAUCAUUUCCACGUAAAUUUUUCGCAAACCAAUCGAACCCGUGUUCCAAUCUGUAGAUCAAAUCCCUUUCUCUUGUUCCAAUUUAUAGAUCGCGUAAUACCCACCUACUACGUAAACCCAUAAUCCCAUCGAAGCCCGAUUUAUUAUCUACUCUCCCUGAAUUUGGGUUCCAGUUUGCUCCUGCAUUCACUGCGUCUUCUUACAUAAAGAAAGUAGAUUUAUUUAUUUAUAGAAGAACAAGAUGAGUAGUACCCAGUUGGUGAAAGUACGGAAGGAGGCGCUUGCGGCAUGCAUGAAAUGCCCUCUUUGUCAUAAGCUCUUGAGAGAAGCUACUACUAUCUCGCUAUGUCUUCACACUUUUUGCAGGAAAUGUAUAUAUGAAAAACUGUCUGAUGAAGAUAUUGAUUCCUGUCCAGAAUGUCAUAUUAAUCUUGGUUGUGUUCCUGUGGAGAAGCUCAGACCAGACCAUAAUUUGCAGGACAUAAGAGCUAAAAUUUUCCCAUACAAAAGAAGAAAGACAAGGACUCCUGAAGUUUUACCUUCAGUUUCACCUCCAGUCAAGAGAAAGGAGAGAUCUUUGUCAUCGCUGGUUGUAAGCACUCCAAAAGUGCCAGUGCAUAGUGUUUUAACUGGGAGGAGAACAAAAUCCUCCACAAGAAAGAUAAAUAUCCGUGGGUCCUCCAUUGAGGAAUCCAUUAAAAAGGAAGCUGCUUUUGAAGAUUGUCAUGAGAGCUCAAGCUCUCACGAGGUUCUUAACAAACUUAUUCAAGAUAAAGUGCAGACCUCUUCUCCUGGAAAGCCUGCCCAAGAACAUAUACCUAAUAAAGAUGUGGGGAAAGAUGCUCAGAUGUGGAAAGGGAAUGUUGAUUUGUGGAAACCCUUGAACUGUCUGGUUGAAGCAGCAAACAGGACCAAGUCUUCUAAAUUGUGUCCUCAAGACUCGCCUUCUGGAAAACAUGAGCCACUCGAUGUUCCUGACUAUGAUAUGCAUCUACCUAAGACCAAAUAUAAAGAUCAACCACAAAAAUCAAAAUCUCAAGAUAACAAGAACCAAGCAAAUCCAGCUCCAGGACCAGUCAAACGCAAAAGAUUGCAUGCAGCUGAUCGAAAUAAUAAUAUGUCUGGUGGACUUAGUUCUUCCGCACAGUCUAUGAUUGGCAUUAUGGGAGCCAAGGAAAACAGACCAAACUGUCCAAUUUGGUUCUCUUUAGUCGCCUCACGAGACCAGCAGGAGAUUGCCUUGCCACAGAUCCCAGCAGGUUAUUUGAGGGUAAAGGAUGGUAAUUUGCCGAUCUCUUUCAUUCAGAAAUAUCUAAUGAAGAAACUUGAUCUAACAAGUGAAACUGAGGUUGAAAUAACAUGCCAAGGUCACUCAGUACUGCCAACUUUGCAACUACAGAAUGUGCUUGAUCUCUGGCUGCAAACAUCGCCCACAUCGAAGAAGGUUUCAGCUUCUGUGGGAAGCUCGGCCAAAGAGUUUGUAAUGGUUCUCUCCUACUCCAGGAAGAUCCAACUGCCAACAUAAGGAUGGAUGAUGUUCUUUUAUUAGCUGUUUUUAUCUUUCUUUUUUCUCUAGGUUUCCUGCUGGUAUACCUCAUAUGAUGACAGAAUAUGAAAAUGCUGUUUGGUUUUCAAAUUUUCCUACCAUAUUAUUGGAAUUUCCCAUAGUUAUUGUAAUAUAAGUUGCAUGAAAUCCCUAAUUCGUUGAAAACUCACCUUCCCUUUUUAUCGCCCUGAGAGCUCUGAACUCCUCUUCUGCUGUUCUACAUAGCUUGAAUGUCUACUAAGAGCAUUAAAAUUAUUACUCCACAUGAAAUCUAUAGAAUUGUUUAGCCUUAGAUA